AUGAACUACCUUUUUUCAGUUUCUUUUCAAAAUAUUUUCUCCUUUUUCUUCACCGCCAAGUUUCUUUUCGUGGUUGGAAAUAUCAUAGUCAUCAUCCUCUUCAGAGAAUCUAUACAGCCAGUCUCAAAUUCAUCUCCGGCGAUAGAGAUUUACGACGAAUAUGUUGCUCAAAUGCGCCGAAGUUACAUGGCACCUGCACCGUCCAAUUAUAUGCAAGCAACCAAGAAAAAGGAGUUUCGUGCAGAAAAUAAAAAAGUGAAAAUGUGUAGUGGGGCUGUGAAAAGGGAAAAAAGAGAGAAAGAAGAGAUGAAAAUUAUACCAACUGGGGAGUUGAAUCAGAGAAUGGAAUCUAAACAGGCAGGCUCCAAUUCAUCUCCAGUGACAGAGAUUUCCGACGAAUAUCUUGCACCAACAAACAAGAAAGUACAGGAGGAUAAAACGGAAUAUGCUGAAGAUAAAAUGUUACAUGCAGAAAAGACAAAAGAAAUGAAAGUUUGCAGUGGGAUCGUGAAAAGGGAAAAAAGAGAGAAAGAAGAGGAGAAUUAUAUACCUACUGAGGAAUUGAAUCGAAGGGUGGAGGCUUAUAUUGGAAGAGUGAAUAGACAGAGAUUGCAUGAAGCCGAAUCAUUAUUGCGCAGUGGAAUUGUGGUGUGUAUUGGAAUCAAAGAAAAUGAAUUACUUUAA
Messenger RNA from Fraxinus pennsylvanica, 684 nucleotides. The record is from the annotation of a GenBank genome assembly. Lineage: Eukaryota; Viridiplantae; Streptophyta; Magnoliopsida; Lamiales; Oleaceae.